UCAAGAGCCGCCGGAACCGGUGGGUCCUUUUACUCUACUUGCUGUGCCAUCUUCAGCUGGCGGCUGCGGAGCGAAGAAACGGAGAAGAGAAAAUGGCGAGAAGAGAAACGGUGAAGAAGGCGGAGGAGCUGGUGGAGAUGGCGAUGGGCGGUAACGACGCGUCGCACGAUCCUUCUCACGUCUGGAGAGUUCGAGACCUUGCUCUCUCACUAGCCGAAGAAGAAGGCCUCUCUUCCAAGACUGACUCCAUGGAAAUCGUGGAACUUGCUGCGCUCCUCCACGAUAUAGGUGAUUACAAGUACUUGAGAGACCCAAGUGAGGAAAAAGUUGUGGAGAAUUUUCUUGAGGAAGAGGGAAUUGAGGAAAACAAGAAACAAAAGAUAUUAGCGAUCAUAAAGGGCAUGGGCUUCAAGGAAGAGAUUGCUGGCCUUUCAAAAGUUGACUAUUCUCCAGAGUUUGGGGUGGUUCAAGAUGCUGAUCGUUUAGAUGCAAUUGGUGCUAUUGGGAUUGCUCGAUGCUUCACUUUUGGUGGAAGCAAGAAGAGAGCGCUUCACGAUCCUGCAAUUCGUCCUCGAACAAGUUUAUCCAAAGAAGCAUACAUGAACAAAGAAGAGCAGACUACUGUGAAUCACUUUCACGAGAAGCUACUGAAAAUAAAGGAUAUGAUGAAAACAAAGGCUGGACAGAGGAGGGCAGAGAAAAGGCACAAGUUCAUGGAGGAAUUCCUGAAGGAGUUUUAUGAUGAAUGGGACCAAAAGGCUUAAUUCUUUAUCGAAGAUAUCAUCCAUUCUUCUCUGAAUCUCAAGCUGGAAAUGCAGAGAAAGAUUACUUGUAAGAAAACUACCAACCUUACCCUAUUUCUAAAAAUGCAGUGUCAACUCAAUUCCACUAUAUAUGUUGUGAUACAAUAGGAAGAAUCGAACUUUUGUUCCAAAACAUGGAGUGUUCCCUUUUGGUUAGAUGCUGCAGAAGUAGUUAUCAAUUUGACUUGCUAAGCGACUUAGAAACCAAA
Cucurbita pepo subsp. pepo (vegetable marrow) is the source of this 1012-nucleotide messenger RNA. Its product is annotated as Metal-dependent phosphohydrolase. Lineage: Eukaryota; Viridiplantae; Streptophyta; Magnoliopsida; Cucurbitales; Cucurbitaceae. The record is from RefSeq and is a predicted model, not a curated record.